Messenger RNA from Cuscuta campestris, 1884 nucleotides. NCBI's taxonomy places the organism in Eukaryota, Viridiplantae, Streptophyta, Magnoliopsida, Solanales, Convolvulaceae. The record is from the annotation of a GenBank genome assembly.
GGUGGAUAUUCUCACGGUCACGGAGUAGACUCCUCCGUAAUCCGUAUUCCCAAACGGUGAUUAACCGAGUGCUUCCUAAUAAUAAUGCUGCAUUAAUGUGCUCGGGGCACGGUGAUCAAUUUGAUGCCGAAAAAUAAUCUGUUGGAAACAAGCCCUGCGAUUUCCUCCAAUUCCGAGUCGUCGAAGAGGAUUUCGGGUUCGGGUUUGGGCUCUGCUUCUUCGUCUUCGACUGAACCAGAAGAUCAUAAACCGUCUUGUUCUUCAGCAGGUUUCUGGACACCCGCUUUCUCAGCCUUUGGUAGUUUUUCAGGUGAGCACCCAAAAGGGUUUCCCUGGAGAGGCAGUUCGAGCUUGAAGAAUAACGCUAAUGGAUGGACAACAACUUUGAGGAGAUUUGUCAGUGGUAGCUCAAUGAGGAGAAUUUUGGGAUUCACCAGAACUGGGAUUCCCUCUGGGUCCAAGAGUGAAAUUUGGCUUCUGGGAAGUUGCUAUAGAGUAGCUCAAGAUGAUGAUCAUUCUGUUGAUCCGACCCAGACUGAGGGAUAUGCUUCUUUUGUAGAAGAUUUCUCAUCUAGAAUCUUUAUCACGUAUCGAAAAGGAUUUCCUCCCAUAGGUGAAUCCAAGUAUACCAGUGAUUCUGGUUGGGGUUGCAUGAUUAGAAGCAGUCAAAUGCUUGUUGCUCAGGCAUUGCUUUUUCAUCAAUUAGGAAGGUCAUGGAGAAAGUCUUUGGACAAGCCAUUUGAGAAAAAAUAUGUUGAUAUAUUGCACCUUUUUGGCGACUCAGAGGACUCAGCUUACUCAAUCCACAACCUUCUUGAGGCUGGAAAGGCUUAUGGCCUUUCUCCUGGUUCAUGGGUCGGCCCAUAUGCAAUGUGCCGCACAUGGGAAAUACUGGCACGUUGUAAUAUACAGGAUAUAGAAAAUGAUGAUGUGCAUUCGAAGAUGACAAUCUUUGUUGUGUCUGGAGAUGAAGAUGGAGAAAGGGGUGGAGCGCCUGUUCUUUGCAUUGAGGAUAUUUUGAAACAUUGCGGUGAAAUUUCAAAAGGAGAAACGGAUUGGACCCCUGUUCUUUUGCUGGUUCCUUUGGUUCUAGGAUUGGACAAACUUAACCCAAGGUAUAUUCCUUUCUUGAGGACUACAUUUAGUUUCCCCCAGAGCCUAGGAAUCCUGGGUGGUAGACCUGGAGCGUCCACAUACAUUGUUGGUGUGCAGGAUGACAAAGCAUUUUAUCUUGACCCUCAUGAAGCCCAUCAGGUUGUUGAUAUGAAAAGGGAUAUUUUGGAUGUAUCAGGUGUUGAUACAUCAUCUUACCAUUGCAAUGUUGUAUCACAUUUACCUCUUGAUUCCAUUGAUCCAUCAUUGGCCAUCGGGUUCUACUGCAAAGAAAGAAAUGAUUUUGAUGACUUAUGUUCGCGGUCAACUGAGCUGGCAGAGAAGUCAAACGGCGCUCCUCUAUUCACCAUAGCCAAGACCCGGAAUCCCUCAAAGUUAGUUGAGUAUGAAAACAAGCCCAGUCAUGACGUGGAAACAGAGGGAUUCGAUUCAUUUGAUGUGAUCCCCACAGGCGAAUCUGAGAAUGGCAAGCAAGAUGAUUGGCAACUCCUGUGACUUGGAUUUGUACAAGAACCAAAUUUUAGAAGCAUUGGCGUGUAAGGUGGGCAUUGAACUCCUGAAACAGAGCAUUUCAACCAUUUCAAUUCAUUAGUACAGGUGGGUGAGUAAUAAAAAAUCUGCAUCUGCCUACGGAAGCCAUCUUCCGGCCAGGAUCCUCCAGAUGAUGGCAAGGAUCAGCAAUCUCCACCCGUCCCCGGGGGCGGCGGUGUUCCCUGCGGCAGCGGCAGCGGCAGCGGUGACGUCCCCUGCUCCGGCCUCUAAAUCAGCCGG